Molecule: messenger RNA, 1507 nt
Organism: Seriola dumerili (greater amberjack)
Lineage: Eukaryota; Metazoa; Chordata; Actinopteri; Carangiformes; Carangidae
Product: trypsin II-P29-like
Exons: 6
Coding region: 33-1043 (336 amino acids)
Biological process (GO): proteolysis
Molecular function (GO): serine-type endopeptidase activity
Source: RefSeq, a predicted model, not a curated record
GUUGAGGACAAAGUGAAGGAGGCAAAACAAAAAUGGCUCUCCAGCAGCUUCUGUGUGGUGUAACUGUGAUGAUCACAAUCUUCUCCAAAGGUUGUGUAUCACAGAGUCUUGGAUGCGGCGUGGCUCCUCUGAACACCAGAAUUGUGGGAGGUCAAGAUGCGGCGCCAGGAAGCUGGCCCUGGCAGGCCAGUUUGAACAGUGAUGGCUUUCCCUUCUGUGGGGGGUCACUGAUCAACAACCAGUGGGUGCUGACAGCUGCUCACUGCAUAGUGGGGUCUCAAGAGGAGAUAACGGUUUAUCUGGGCCGCUACAACCAGUCUGGUCCAAACGUCAAUGAAGUGUCACGCACAGUUGCUCGGUACGCUUGCCACCCUUCCUACGACACCCUGACCUUGGACAACGACAUAUGUCUUCUGAUGCUGUCGGCCCCUGUGAAUUUUACUAACUACAUACAGCCAAUUUGCUUAGCCGCAGAAGGCAGCACUUUCCACAAUGGGACGAGCAGCUGGGUCACUGGUUGGGGUGAUACCGUGGAAAAUGGUUUUUCCUCAGCCGAGACCCUACAGGAGGUUAAUAUACCAAUAGUGGGAAACAAACAGUGCCAAUGCUACCACAGCUUUACUAUCACCGAGAACAUGAUCUGUGCUGGUAUCAAAGCUGGAGGGAAAGAUUCAUGUCAGGGAGAUUCAGGAGGCCCAAUGAUGAGCAAAGACGGUGCAAGGUGGGUCCAGAGUGGAGUUGUGAGUUUUGGUGACGGCUGCGCCCGGCCUAAAUCACCCGGAGCCUACGCCCGAGUGUCCCAGUACGAGGAGUGGAUCAAGAACGUCACCAGCAGCAACAAACCAAGCUUUGUUACCUUCACCUCUGAAGGAGCUGACUCCGACUCCAACUUCACCUGUCCAACACCUCGACCAACACUACCACCCUUCAGAACCACCACGGAUGAUGAGAGCAUAUUUGGCGGUGGUGAUAAUGUGAUGGCUCACUUCACCUCGCUCUUUGUCCUUUUUCUGUCGCUGUAUGUACUGGUUGGUUUUGCAUAAUGUGAAACUAUGUGCAAUUUAAGAUUCCUGUGCCCGCAUAUCUAAUUCACUGUUUGGCCACGAGGGCUCUUCUUAUUGUAUCAAGUACAAAAACAUUUUUUACACAUUAAUGAAGCACUUAUAAUCACAAAUGGGAUUACUUGACUGGUUUGUCUUCGAUAAAAUUCUAUGUUAGAAAUCUAUAUUCUUAUAUAAUGAUUUGAUACAGGGUAGGCAGCUUAAAGAGGGUUUGUCAGAGCUUUCUUUCUUUUUUUGGUGAAAACAGCUGUAUCUUGAUAGAGGGUUGAUGAAAGCAAUGAGACUUUGACCCAAAACAAUAAAGCUGCAGAUUGUAAAACAAUGACAACAAGGUGAAACCAGUAGGGGGAACUGCAGUGGGGUUGACACUGUGAGAACCUUUUUAUUAUCAUUAUUAUCGCAAUUUUUCACUCAAAUAAAGUUAAUUAACACACUUGGACACUCAA